Pestalotiopsis fici W106-1 is the source of this 1515-nucleotide messenger RNA. Its product is annotated as Eukaryotic translation initiation factor 2 subunit gamma. The record is from RefSeq and is a predicted model, not a curated record. The transcript has a single exon. Bases 1 to 1515 code for a protein of 504 amino acids. Gene Ontology annotation, cellular component: eukaryotic translation initiation factor 2 complex; cytosol. Gene Ontology annotation, molecular function: GTPase activity; translation initiation factor activity; GTP binding. Lineage: Eukaryota; Fungi; Ascomycota; Sordariomycetes; Amphisphaeriales; Sporocadaceae. Gene Ontology annotation, biological process: positive regulation of translational fidelity; formation of translation preinitiation complex.
AUGUCCGCCGACAAGUUUGGCAACGAUAUCCCCGACUCCGAGUCCGAGUCGGGCGACUCUGUCGACGAGCAGCAGAUUGACGAUGGCGCCGAGGACAUCCAGGAGAAGCCCGUCAAGUCUGCGAUGAAGAAGAACACCAUCAUCGCUGCCCCCGAUGCUACGCGCCCCGAGCUCCCCCCUCAGACAGAUCCCAAGGAUCUCGACGUCAAGAGCUUAACUCCUCUCACACCCGAAAUUAUCGCCAGACAAGCAACCAUCAACAUUGGUACCAUUGGUCACGUCGCUCACGGAAAGAGUACCGUUGUCAAGGCCAUCUCCGGUGUCCAGACUGUUCGUUUCAAGAACGAGCUGAUCCGUAACAUUACCAUCAAGCUUGGUUAUGCCAACGCCAAGAUCUACAAGUGUGAUAACCCCGAGUGCCCGCGUCCUACCUGCUACCGGAGUUACAAGAGUGACAAGGAGGUCGACCCUGCCUGUGAGCGCGAUGGAUGCAGCGGUACUUACAGACUCUUGCGCCACGUCUCGUUCGUUGACUGCCCCGGUCACGAUAUUCUCAUGAGCACCAUGUUGUCAGGUGCCGCCGUCAUGGACGCCGCCCUGCUCCUGAUUGCUGGAAACGAAACCGUCCCCCAGCCCCAGACUUCCGAGCACUUGGCUGCCAUUGAGAUUAUGAAGCUCGACAAGAUCAUCAUUCUUCAGAACAAGGUCGAUUUGAUGCGCGAGGAGGCCGCCCAGCAGCACUACCAGUCCAUUCUGAAGUUUGUCAGAGGUACACCGGCUGCCAAGUCGCCCAUCAUCCCCAUCUCUGCCCAGCUCAAGUUCAACAUUGACGCCAUCAACGAGGCCAUUGUCAACACGAUCCCUGUGCCUCCCAGAGACUUUACCCAGGACCCUCACAUGAUGGUCAUUCGAUCCUUUGAUGUUAACAAGCCUGGUGCCGAGAUUGAGGAGCUUAAGGGUGGUGUCGCUGGUGGCAGUAUUCUUCACGGUGUGCUCAAGCUCGGCGAUGAGAUUGAGAUCAGACCCGGUAUUGUGACCCGUGACGAGAAGGGCAACCUCCAGUGCAAGCCCAUCUCUAGCAGAAUUGUGUCUCUGAACUCGGAACUCAACGAGCUCAAGUACGCUGUUCCUGGUGGUCUCAUUGGUGUUGGUACCCGAAUUGAUCCUACACUCUGCAGAGCCGAUCGUCUGGUUGGUUUCGUCCUUGGUCUCAAGGGCCGUCUGCCCGCCAUCUACAGCGAGAUUGAGGUCAACUUCUACCUGCUCAAGAGACUUUUGGGUGUCCGAACCGCCGACGGCAAGCAGGCCAAGGUUGCCAAGCUGGCAAAGAACGAGGUUCUCAUGGUCAACAUUGGUUCGACGUCGACUGGUGCCAAGGUUUCCGCUAUCAAGCAAGACGCUGCCAAGCUGACUCUGACCUCUCCUGCCUGCACAAACUUGGGCGAGAAGAUUGCUCUUUCGCGCCGUAUCGAGAAGCACUGGCGUCUCAUUGGUUGGGCUACUAUCAACGCGUAA